This is a messenger RNA of Cornus florida, 956 nucleotides long. Its product is annotated as high-affinity nitrate transporter 3.1-like. The transcript is spliced from 2 exons. Gene Ontology annotation, biological process: response to nitrate; nitrate transmembrane transport. The record is from RefSeq and is a predicted model, not a curated record. The coding region runs from base 150 to 770 and encodes 206 amino acids. Gene Ontology annotation, cellular component: plasma membrane. Lineage: Eukaryota; Viridiplantae; Streptophyta; Magnoliopsida; Cornales; Cornaceae. Gene Ontology annotation, molecular function: nitrate transmembrane transporter activity.
AUCUAUUUAUGGGUUCUUGGACUAGUCCACCUUUUGUCACUUCUAUAUAAAGCUACCCAAAGUAACAGUUCUCAAUUCAUUGUUACAUUGGGAUCACAUACUUUCUUUACUUUUGCUGAUUUUCUUUCUAAGUCUAUAAAGGAUCCUUAAUGGCAACUAGUGGUGGAUUUGUUGUGGGUUUAGUAUUUGUGCUUUGUUGUUUGGUAGAAAUUUGCUAUGGUAUCAUCACCUUCUCCUCUCUUCAAAAGACUCUUGUGAUCACUGCUUCACCUACUCCAGGACAAGUUUUAAAAUCUGGGGAGGACCAAAUCACAGUGACAUGGUCAUAUAACCAGAGCUUCCCAGCUGGGACAGAUUCAACCUACAAGACUGUGAAGGUGAAGCUCUGCUAUGCACCCAUUAGCCAAGUGGACCGAGCCUGGAGGAAAACAGUGGACAACCUAGCCAAGGACAAGACCUGCCAAUUCAAGAUCAUUGACAAACCAUAUGACCCUUCAAACAAUUCCUUCACUUGGACUGUCGAGAAGAAUGUGCCCACUGCAACCUAUUUCAUAAGGGCCUAUGCCCUCAACUCCGAGGGCCACGAGGCCGCCUAUGGUCAGACAACGAAUGCUGACAAGACUGCCAACUUGUUCGAGAUACAGGCAAUCUCUGGUCGUCACGUGUCACUAGAUAUCGCGUCGGUUUGCUUCUCUGCUUUCUCUAUUGUGUCAUUGUUUGGAUUCUUCUUUUUGGAGAAGAGAAAGACCAAGAUGUCACAGCAAAAAUGAAGGGAAGGUUGUUAUUAAGCCAUGGACUUGUAUGUGUUCACUGUGUUGUAAUGUUAUGUCAAGUGGCCUAGUUUUGUUUUAGUGUAAUCGUUUUUUAGGGUAAUCUUUUUUUUGUGUAGAAAUGUUAUGUCAACCUUCUUGUACUAGAAUUUGGAAUGGAUGGAACAAUCCUUGUUUGAUUGGAAA